This is a messenger RNA of Vitis vinifera (wine grape), 1420 nucleotides long. RefSeq names its product COP9 signalosome complex subunit 7. Lineage: Eukaryota; Viridiplantae; Streptophyta; Magnoliopsida; Vitales; Vitaceae. Gene Ontology annotation, cellular component: COP9 signalosome. The transcript is spliced from 9 exons. The record is from RefSeq and is a predicted model, not a curated record. The coding region runs from base 253 to 1026 and encodes 257 amino acids.
AAACAAGCAUGAGCAGCCCACAAACAAGGCAUUCAAAAGGGCUAUUGAGAGUAGCCUCUGUCCUCCUCCACUCUCUACUCCCCCCCAAUCUCUGAACCCUAAAGACCCUUUUCUCUAUCUUCCAUUCUGAUAAAAAACCCUAGUUUUUUUCCCUUUCAAUGCUUCCAUAUUACUCUACUAUUUAUUAAUUUAUCGAUUUAUUUGUUUCUUCAUCUUCAAUUUCAUCUACACAGUCGAAAACUUUCUUCAAUCAUGGACAUAGAACAAAGGCAAGCAGAGCUAAUUGAUGCAUUCGUUAAGCAAGCUUCUACCCACAAUGGCUCCGCCCUCGCCACCGUGAUCCUCGACGCCACUUCGCACCCCUCGCUCUUCGCCUUUUCGGAGAUUCUCGCUGUUCCCAAUGUUGUUGAGCUUGGAGGAACUGAGAAUUCUGUAUAUCUCGAUAUGCUUCGUUUGUUUGCACAUGGCACAUGGAGUGAUUACAAAAGUAAUGUUGACCGUCUUCCACAAUUGGUGCCUGAUCAAGCCCUAAAGUUAAAGCAGCUUACUGUACUUACACUGGCUGAGACAAACAAGGUACUCCCCUAUGAUCAACUGAUGCAGGAAUUAGAUGUUACAAAUGUACGUGAACUUGAAGAUUUUCUUAUCAAUGAGUGCAUGUAUGCGGGCAUAGUAAGAGGGAAGCUGGAUCAGCUGCGACGGUGCUUUGAGGUGCAAUUUGCAGCAGGGAGGGAUCUGAGACCCGGGCAACUCGGGUGUAUGAUUCAAACAUUAUCAAAUUGGUUGGGUACAUCAGAUAAUCUUCUCCUCUCAAUUCAAGAGAAGAUAAAGUGGGCAGAUACCAUGAGUGAGUUGGACAAGAAACACCGAAAGGAAGUCGAAGAGAGGGUAGAGGAAGUAAAGAAGUCAUUCUCCGUCAAGGCCGACAUUGACUUCCGAGGGCACGAGGAGAUCUACUCUGAACCUGGUGGAGUGAUGGACUACGAGGAAGAUCGAAGCCGACCCAAGAGUCUAUAUGAUGAAUAAUAUGGGAAAAAAUUCACAGGAGACGGCAUCCAAUAUCUUGAAGAGAUAGGGAGGAGAGGGUUGGGCCAGUUGGAUAGGUUUCCAGGCGACUUGCCGGUUUUUUGUUCAUGGCAUUCCGACGAUGACACAUGGUUUAUGGUUUGGGGGACAAUUUCACGUCCUUGACAUCAAAACUUGUUACAUUCUCAUAUUUGACAAUGGUUUAGUGUGUAUUGAACCCAUAUUUAUUCGUUUCUUGAGUUGGACUAAACACAAGAUCAGAUUUGGUGGUGCGGCUAAAGAUGAUUUACCCAUGUUUAUUCCCAAUAUUUGUAUCAUUUGUUGAUAUUGCUCUUAAAUGCGACUUAAAUUAUUAGCCAUCUAUAAUGAAUUUAUACGGCUUUCUACCGCAAAA